Messenger RNA from Eremothecium sinecaudum, 1560 nucleotides. It is a transcript of the gene EXO5, whose product is annotated as Exo5p. Gene Ontology annotation, molecular function: single-stranded DNA 5'-3' DNA exonuclease activity. The transcript has a single exon. Lineage: Eukaryota; Fungi; Ascomycota; Saccharomycetes; Saccharomycetales; Saccharomycetaceae. The record is from RefSeq and is a predicted model, not a curated record. Gene Ontology annotation, biological process: interstrand cross-link repair. Gene Ontology annotation, cellular component: nucleus; mitochondrion. The coding region runs from base 1 to 1560 and encodes 519 amino acids.
AUGCUUUCCAGUCUAGGGUAUAAUGUUAGGCUACGGUAUUCCCGAAGCUUAGCUCGUACCAUAUCAGGUCCAGCGGGUGGCUUACCGGAGGUUAAACAGAGUGCCGCUACAAAGCAAAACUAUAUAUUCAUAAGCAGUCUUCGGAAGAAAAACCAAAAAGCUAAAGUGCUGGCUGUUCGCUCAAGCUUUCAAUUAAAAGGUAGUGCUUUACUUCCUUACAGUAGACCAGCAGGCGUGAAAGCGCCUUAUUGGUACAUCAACAGGAAAUCCAAAAAGCCUAAUGCGGCUAAUAAGAGGCUAUCAGUCUCAAAACUUCUCACUAAAUCGUGGUGUGAAUUACGAAAAGCUUAUGAGAUUUACUCUGAGAUUCCUAUUUUUACUACAUUUCGAAUGAGAAAGGGAACGGAAAUACACAAAAAAUUAGAGGAUGGCUUACAUGUCGUGCCAACUGAAGUUGUGGAAUUCAAUGAGAACUUCAUCACGGUCAUUCCUCAGGAUGAGUUACAUAAAUUUUCAGAUCAGUGGCUUGGGUGCAUUCAUCGGUUGUUGACAUUGUUUUAUAAAGGUGAAUGCCGGGAAGUGCUAUGUCAUAGGUAUAUGAGUCCUAAAAAUGGAGAAUUAGUGGAAGUAUCUGACAUAACUGACAGUGAUGUAUUAGUUAGUGGUAUAGUAGACAAUCUGAAGUUACUUAAAAGAUAUGCAGGCGACGCUAUCUGUCCACUCCAUGAGACUUUAAUAGCUGAUUGCAAUUCGGAUAUCAGAAGGAUCGCUGAUUCUCUGCCGAGGAUUGUAGAGGAAAAAAAGAAUAAUAUGGAGGUAGUUGUUGCUGAUACGAAGAGCAAGGCGCGUAGGACUACGAAAUACUUGCCUAGUGUUGUAUUUUCACAGAAGCUACAGGUUAUGUUCUACAUCAAUUUCCUGAAAGAAAUGGGUAAGGACAAGUACUCAACUUACUACAUGCUACUGAAAAAUGCUGAAAUACGUGGUUUAGAUAUCGAUGAGCCAAUUCACAUUUCUAAAGUUAUACAUAUGAUGAUGUCGGAACCAACUAUUCUAUUUGACCUGAGGCGAUUAAGAGACGGAGAACCAAUUGGAUUUGAACCAUUUGACAAUUUUUGUGCGAAUAACAAACACUCAUCUGCAUAUUCUUAUAAGGACAGUAUUUUUGAAAAUGAUUCUACAACCACUGCAUACAAGGAAUUUUUAACAACAUGGAAAACUCCCGUAACGUUGAGAUACCUCGCAUCUAGAAUGGCACAGCUCUAUGCCUGCUUAGGUCCGUUGAUUUCAGGUAAGGCCAUUUUAGAUUAUCAUUACAAUGAUGGAACAUCUAGUAUCGCAACUUUUGAUUACGAUCCAGAAAUUUUAAAGAGAGAAAGCAAGAACAGUGGGUCUUUCUGGUUUGGUUUAAGAGAUUUUGAGCCACCAAAUCCUACGGUGGAAAACUUGGAAAGGAUAUGUGGAGUGUGCGAUUAUGUUAGUUCAUGUCAAUGGAGGAAGGGAAGCAUCGAGAGGCGUCAAACUCUGGGCGAAGAACUUCAAAAAAUCCAGUCACUGUAA